GUGGAGGACUCAGUCGGUCUACGGUGCUAGCACGAGACGCAGGUACCAAGCGUUUCGCCAGUCGACCCUGCAGCAGCCCUCCAGAGCCCCUGAGCCACGCCGCGCACUGCGUGCACCGACCUGCUGCCGUGGACGAAGUGUGUGCCCUUUAAGUGUUUGCAGUGUGUCGUGUGGGACGGUGAGCAGGGCAUGCCCUGACCGGUCGGUCAGCGUUCGCAGCGAGUCGGCGGUGCAUCAGGGUGCACCGCGGUCACCAUAGCGCGCUACACGUUCAAGACGGAGUCGCCGGGCAGCGAGGGCCUCUACUUCAACCCGGAGCCUGUGUCGACGAGCCCGCAGCAGGCGAGCACCCCGAACAGCGUCAUCACGAGCCAGCCGCAGGGCGCGUGCAGCCUGUGGAGACAGUCCCCGGCCGGCACAACGUUGAACUUCACGGACCUGGGCAGCCCUUACGGGGCGGGCGGGGGCGGCGGCUCGACGCCGGCCUCCGCCAUGACCAACGCGACGGGCGAGCUGGGUGGCGAGCACCACCCGGGCCCGCAGGACGGCGGCACCGCCACCCCCAACUCGAGUGCCAGCAGCAACAAGUCGGCCUUCAUCGAGCUGCAGCAGAACGCGUCCAGCUACCCGCCGGCCUCACUCAGGUACAACCACCCGCACUUGCAGGGCCAGCAGCACCACCACCCUGCCGAGCACCACCACGCGGCGGUCGCGGCAGCAGGCUUCGCGGCAGCCGUGCAGGCGUCGGCCGCUAGUCAGCCCCGCGCGUUGGGCGCCUACACCUUUUCGCCGGCCAUGCACCACGGUGGCGCUCACCAGCCGCACCACCACCCUUCCUACGGCGGAUACCAUCACCUCGGCGCCUACCCGCCCCAGUGUGCGUCCCCGCCCAAGGAUGAAAAAGGCCAAGAUGAUCCAACCGGCAUCAGGGUGAACGGCAAGGGAAAGAAAAUGCGAAAGCCGCGCACCAUCUACUCGAGCUUGCAACUGCAGCAGCUGAACAGACGAUUCCAGCGAACCCAGUACCUUGCGCUCCCCGAAAGAGCCGAACUCGCAGCUUCCCUUGGACUAACGCAAACACAGGUGAAAAUUUGGUUCCAAAACCGACGCAGCAAGUACAAGAAGAUGAUGAAGGCAGCGCAGCAGGGCGGUGGCGGGGCGCCGCCGUUGUCGAUGAGCCCUGGGCCGGGCGGCCACCACGGCGGCCACGACAGCAUCAGUCCCGGAGCGCCGAACAGCGUGGGCAGCUACGGCGGGCAGAUCGGCGGGCACGGCAGUCCGCCGUCGCCGUCGUCGACGCCGGGCAGCGACAUGUCGCCGCAGCCGCCGCCAUUAAUGAUGUCGUCGUCGCCGCCCAUCAACAGCGUCAUCUCACCGGCGGGGCCCAACUCGUGGGACAUGAACAAGCACCACCACCACCACCACAUCACGCCCGCCUCGUCGGCGGCCGCGCAGGCGGCCGCAGCGGCCGCGGCCGCCGUCGCGUACAUGCCGCAGUACUCGUGGUACCAGACCCCGGACGCCAACUCGAUGAACCAGGGCCUGCUGACGUAAGCGGCGGCGAACAGACAGUCGGUGUUUCAGUGUCAUCGGUGUGUAGAUGUACAGUACAACCACGUGAAAAUGCGUCCGGACUUAUUUUUCGUGUGCGACGGGGCAAAGACCGUGCGAGAGAGUGGUUGCACGUGUAUUUUCGAGACGUAAAAAACUGCUGUUCGACUGCCCGAAUGCAAACGUAUGUGUGUGAAUGCAGCUGCGCAUGAAAGAGAUAUCGACAAUUACGCGCGAAAGUUGUUACGUACUAAUAUUAUUAUCAGUUGCAGACGCAAAGCAGCGAGAACGCAUUUUUGAAUUGAUUCUAUGAAUUAUAUUGACGAGAGAGUUUUGGUAAUUUUAAAACAACACACUUGUCCCAAUGUAAUUGUAUAAAUACUGUCUAAAAUCGAGGUGUUCUAUAUGUUUUUCCUGUAUAAAAAGUAUAAUAUAUAAACUUCAUCGGAUUUCAUAAGAGAA
This is a messenger RNA of Cloeon dipterum, 2013 nucleotides long. RefSeq names its product homeotic protein distal-less-like. Gene Ontology annotation, biological process: regulation of transcription by RNA polymerase II. The record is from RefSeq and is a predicted model, not a curated record. Gene Ontology annotation, molecular function: RNA polymerase II cis-regulatory region sequence-specific DNA binding; DNA-binding transcription factor activity, RNA polymerase II-specific. The transcript has 3 exons. Bases 493 to 1554 code for a protein of 353 amino acids. Lineage: Eukaryota; Metazoa; Arthropoda; Insecta; Ephemeroptera; Baetidae.